Messenger RNA from Phanerochaete carnosa HHB-10118-sp, 2541 nucleotides. RefSeq lists its product as uncharacterized. Gene Ontology annotation, molecular function: actin binding. Gene Ontology annotation, biological process: endosomal transport; intracellular protein transport; vacuole fusion, non-autophagic. The coding region runs from base 1 to 2541 and encodes 846 amino acids. The transcript has 14 exons. Gene Ontology annotation, cellular component: HOPS complex; cytoplasm; lysosomal membrane. The record is from RefSeq and is a predicted model, not a curated record. Lineage: Eukaryota; Fungi; Basidiomycota; Agaricomycetes; Polyporales; Phanerochaetaceae.
AUGAGUGUCGACGAACAUCCGACUUCGACAUGGGAAGCCAUGCAAGAUGGGCAGGUCUUCUACCGGAGACAGCAGGUGUACUCGAUUCCGGGGAAGCUACCCAACCUGGGUGACUUCAUCAUAGCUGGAUGUCGGUAUGGAGGUCCUCUGGCCUUGAUGAGGGACACGUCGAAACUGGUCGCACUCGGUACCGGAACCACUGCGUUCGCCAAGGCGCAGAUUCAAGUCUAUUCUCCAGCAGGCGAAGGAUUGUUACUUUUCAGUGUGUGGGACCAGGGGAAAAUCAUACGCUUUGGAUGGACUGGAGAUGAACGGCUUGUUGUCCUGAACGAGGAAGGGAUCUACAGACUAUACGACCUACAAGGCGACUAUCAGCAAUAUUCUCUUGGAAGCGACGCUUCCGAAGUGGGUAUUGUUGACGCGCGAGUACAUGAGAGUGGACUGGUCGCCCUGACAGGGUCGUUAUCCUUGCUGGAGGUCAAAGGAUGGGAUGGUGCGAAGCCACUUACGCUCGCAAGCCCUGGUCUCGCACAACCGCCUCAUGCCUGGGCCGUGAUCCCGCCAGACCAGACUAUAUCUCGCCAUGUCGAAGUCCUGCUGUCGGUCGACUCAACGGUGUAUAGCGUCGAUAAUCUAGAGGCAACAGACCAGAGACUGUCGCGAGGGCCGUUUUCUCACCUUGCACCUUCGCCGAACGGGAAGUCCCUCGCCUUGCUGACCUUCAACGGGACGCUUUGGGUCGUCUCAACAGACUUUCAACGCAGCUUGGCUGACCUUGACACCUCUGCUGUCGCUGCCUCUGCAGGAGAGGUUAGACAGGUGGUUUGGUGUGGAAACGAUGCCGUUCUUGUGACCUGGGACCACAUGGCUUUGCUUGCCGGUCCAUUUGGAGACACUUUACAGUACUUCUACAGCGGACCAACAUUCGCGAUCACAGAGUCUGACGGAGUACGAAUAAUUGGGCCAGAAGCGUGCGAGUUCGUUCAGAAAGUGCCUGUCUCUUCUGUAGAGGUAUUCCGGCCGGGAUCAACGGCUCCCUCAGCGAUCCUCUACGAUGCAUGGGAGCUUUUCACAAAAAGAUCGCCCAAAGCAGAUGAGAGCAUACGAAGUAUACGCCCUGAGCUUGGAGCUGCGGUAGACGGAUGUAUCGACGCAGCAGGUGGGGAAUGGGAGCCUUAUUGGCAAAGACGUUUGUUGAAUGCAGCCAAAUUCGGCAAAGCAUUCUUAGACGUGUAUGAUGCCACCGAUUUUGUCAACAUGGGCAAUGCGCUGAAAGUCUUGAAUGCUGUACGUCACUACGAGAUCGGAAUACCUGUUACAUAUACCCAAUAUACCCAACUAUCUCCCUCUCAGCUCAUUGCUAGGCUAACCUCACGAAAUCUGCAUUUAUUCGCACUACGGAUAUCAUCAUUCCUCUCACUACAACCUUCGGCUGUCCUCAAGCACUGGGCGUGCGCCAAGAUCUUGCGAUCUAAGCCUACUUCCGCCAGCAAAGACGCGGGUCUCGACGAUGAUCACGUUUGCAAAUCUAUCGUGGAGAAGUUUGAGGCACUUGGUGCUUCCGGGGUCAGCUACGCAGAAAUUGCGCAGAAGGCAUGGGAGGUGGGCCGGACGGAACUGGCAACUAAGCUUUUGGAUCAUGAACCGAAGCCUUCAGAUCAGGUUCCUUUACUGCUAAAUAUGAAGGAAGAUCGGUUAGCACUAACGAAAGCAGUGGAAAGUGGUGAUACCGAUUUGGUCUAUCAUGUGCUGCUUCACCUGCAGAGACGGCUACCUCUCGGGGACUUCUUUCGUCUCAUUGAGGAAGGCGGCCCAAGUCUCGCCCUCGCAAGCAAGCUGCUGCAAGUGUAUGCAAAGGCUCAGGAUCGCGAGAUGCUGCGCGACUUUUAUUACUCGGACGAUCGGCGUGUAGACAGCGCUGUACUUUCGCUUAGCGAAGCGGUAACGAUGACGGAUCCGGUGGCCAAAAUCAAUGCUGUUAAAGCGGCGCAGAAGUUCUUCUCAGAAGACAAGGAGCGGAGCUUCGAGGCCAAGAUGACGGACGAAACCGUCCGCCUACUUACAUUCCAGCAACAAUUAGAAAAGGAGGCUGACGGUAGAAUCGUCUUCUUUGGUCUGAGCGUGAACGAGACCAUCCGCACAUGCCUCGUUAACGGUAUGGGUAAGCGAGCGGACAAGACCAAGUCUGACUUCAAGGUUCCCGACAAGCGGUUCUGGUACAUCAAACUGCAUGCGCUGACAGAGAUCCACGAUUUCGAGGGCUUGGACGGUUUCGCGCGCUCGAGGCGGAGUCCAAUUGGUUACGAGGCCUUCGUGCGUCAUUUGGUCGAGAAAGGCCAUACCCGGGAGGCUAUUCCAUAUGUGGCUCGCUGUGAUUCUAACAAGCGUGUCGAUUUGUACGUUCUAUGCGGCGACUGGCGGUUGGCUGGUAAGGAAGCCAAGGACAGAGGAGAUAAAGCCAAACUUGAUGAACUUCGUCGGACAUGCCCAAAUUCACUCAUACAACGAGAGUUGGAUCAGCUCGCUGCAGGCAUGAAGUGA